Messenger RNA from Geodia barretti, 444 nucleotides. The record is from the annotation of a GenBank genome assembly. Lineage: Eukaryota; Metazoa; Porifera; Demospongiae; Tetractinellida; Geodiidae.
AUGUCAACGAUCGAAGAACUCAAGGUAUUCACCGGCAACGCGCAUCCCCAACUGGCGAGGGAUGUGUGCGAUUACCUGGGAAUUCCCCUGGGAGAGAGCGAGACGUUCAAGUUCGCCAACGACAACACCUUCGUUCGCAUCGGCGAGAACAUCCGCGAACGGGACGUGUUCAUCGUCCAGCCCACCGUCGCGCCCACCAACGACAACCUGAUGGAACUCCUGAUCAUGAUCGACGCCUGCAAGCGGGCGUCGGCCGGGCGGAUCACCGCGGUGGUCUCCUACUACGGUUACGGGCGCACCGACAAGAAGGACCAGCCUCGGGUGCCGAUUACCGCCCGCUUGGUGGCCGACCUGAUCACCACCGCCGGCGCCGACCGGAUGCUCACCCUUGACCUGCACGCCGGCCAGAUCCAGGCUUCUUCAACAUCCCGGUGGACGAGCUGA